Messenger RNA from Solanum dulcamara, 1704 nucleotides. RefSeq lists its product as uncharacterized. The transcript has 2 exons. Lineage: Eukaryota; Viridiplantae; Streptophyta; Magnoliopsida; Solanales; Solanaceae. Bases 224 to 1576 code for a protein of 450 amino acids. The record is from RefSeq and is a predicted model, not a curated record.
UACAGUUUAACGCACUUGCUUCACUUUUUCAGCAAAGAGCCACGUAGAAUUCCAAGAACCGCAUGCAAGACGUACACGUAUUCAUCUCCAUCCAGCAUCACCGAAUAACAUGGGGCAUUCCCAGUUUAACUUCCUCAUUCAAAUCCCCAAAUUCCCUCUUUCCACUCUACUUAAACCAUUUUUCCAACACUUUGCUUAACCGUCUCUCCAUUUUUUCACAAAGAUGAUGAAUGUUUUCGCCAUUUCUCUUGUACUGGCCACACUUUUCACAGCAGGGGUCUUUUCUCCAAACCCAGAAAACAAAGAAGAUGUUAUAGUCAAAGAAGGUCACAGAGUUGUAGUUGUUGAAUAUGGGCCAAGUGAUGGACAAACCAAGGUCUCAAUUUCCCCACAAGAAACAGAGCAUAAAGAAAAAACAGGGUAUGUUUCAGAUGUCAAAGAUAAAUUAUCAGAAAAAGCAGAGCAAGUUAAAGAAAAUGUUGGGUUUCAUAGGUUGAAUGCUAGAGAACUUGUUUGUGAUGCUUUUGGAAAGUGCAAACAUAGGAUAGCAAGUGCACUUGAAGGGGCUAAAGACUCUGUUUCUGAAAAAGUGCAUGAAAUUGAAGAAGAGGCUAAAGAGGGUUUUGAGAAAGUGAAAGAUAAAGCCCAUGAGGCAUCAGGAAAGGCAAGUGAAUUGAAAGAAAAAGCCAAAGAAUAUGUUGUCAAGAAAGUGGAUGAAGUGAAAGAAGGGGUUAAGGAAACUGCUGAGGAAGUGAGAACAAAAGCAGUUGACACAGCACAUACACUGAAACUUCAUUUGAAGAAGAAUGCUUCAGAAGAUCUUGAUUUGAUAAAAGAUAAAGUGAAAGAAGACGCAGAAAGGCUUACAGUGGAAGGCAAAAAGGAUUAUCAUGUUGUUCGCAGGUUCUUUUCUCAUGUGUCAGCAUACAUCUUCUCCUCCAAGAACAUUCGAUCUUUGAUGGGAAUAAUCCAUUUGCUUGGAUUUGCAUUGUCUUACGGGGUUUGUGUUUGGAUGACUUUCAUAUCAAGUAAUAUCUUGGCAAGGUCUUUGCCGAAGCAGCAAUUUGCAAUGGUACAGAGUAAGAUUUACCCUGUUUACUUCAAGACUAUGUCUUAUGGUGUCGCCGCGGCAUUUUUGGGCCAUAUGCUUCCAUAUUACUCUAAUCUGACAGAAAUAAUCCAGGGUCUUGUUUUUCUGGUCAUAUUCUCCAUGACUAUGUUCAAUUCUUUGUACUUGGAGCCUCGAGCCACUAAGGUGAUGAGGGAGAGACUAAAACUGGAGAAAGAGGAAAGGAAAGGGAAAGAUGUUUUUGAUGUAGAACCAAGCAUUUCAAGUGUGGAUGCUUUGAAGGAUCCAACAGGGAUUAAUACAGGGGAAACAGUAAGUCAUGAACCUAUUGAAACACAAGAAGGUUUGUCUGAGGAAACAGCAAGAUUGAAACCACAAGUUGAGAGAUUGAGUCAGACGCUAAAGAAGCUGAAUGUAAUCUCAUCCGUACUCAAUACACUCACGCUAAUGGGUCUGUCUUAUCACCUUGUUUACCUAAGCCAACUCCUGCAUUCCACCAGUCAUUAAUACUGUUAUCUCUGUAAUUAUUUGCAUGUAAAAACAUACUUGUAGCGUUUUUUCUGUUUACUUACUGUUUCAGGGUUAUUCUUGUACUUUGAUUAUAAUAUUUUAAUUCAAACACUCAGUUUAUCAGU